Penicillium pulvis is the source of this 921-nucleotide messenger RNA. RefSeq names its product carbon-nitrogen hydrolase family protein. The record is from RefSeq and is a predicted model, not a curated record. Gene Ontology annotation, molecular function: hydrolase activity, acting on carbon-nitrogen (but not peptide) bonds, in linear amides. Lineage: Eukaryota; Fungi; Ascomycota; Eurotiomycetes; Eurotiales; Aspergillaceae. The transcript has 2 exons. The coding region runs from base 1 to 921 and encodes 306 amino acids.
AUGCCGCCAUUUUGCAAGAUAGCUGUUAUACAGCUCUAUGUGAAGCCCCUCAAGCCCGAAGACAACUUCGCCCGCGCCGCGAAGUUCAUUCGCGAAGCCGCAGCGCAAGGAUGUCAACUAGCCGUCCUGCCCGAAUUUCACUUAACAAACUGGAUCCCGACAGAUCCCCGCUUCGCCUCACUUUGUGAAGAUUGGGAAAUCUAUUUAAAUCGAUAUCAAUCACUCGCGAAAGAAUGUGAUAUCUGCAUUGUUCCCGGGUCAAUCGUCCGACCCAUAUCUCCAUCAAUAUCCACAGCCAAACCCGACCAGAAAAUCGCAGAACCAAACCUAGAAAACGCCACCUUCUUCAUCUCAAACACCGGCGAAAUCUUAGGAACAUACGUAAAAAAGAACCUCUGGCGCGGAACAGAACGAACCUACCUCCGCUCCUCCUCAGCUCCACAUGAGGUAAUCCAAACCCCCCUAGGGCCGGUCGGACUCCUCAUCUGUUGGGACCUUGCCUUCCCCGAAGCAUGGCGCGAACUAACAUCCGCCGGCGCGAAAAUCAUCAUCGUGCCUACAAUGUGGAUGCGCAAUGGUGCCUCCGAGGCAGGCGGUGCCCAGAAUCCAUCUGCCUCGCUCCUGUUUGUGGAUAGUAUCUUGACAGCGCGCACGUUCGAGAACACCUGUGCUGUUGUAUUCGCCAAUGCGGGCGGAUCACCUGGGAAGGCUUAUUGCGGUCUUUCGCAAAUUAACAUUCCCUAUGCGGGGCCGUUGGUGAGGCUGGGUACUUCCACCGAAGGUAUGGGAGUGGCGACGCUUGAUAUGGCGGUUAUGGAGGAUGCGGAGAAGAACUAUGGGAUUAGAGCUGAUAUGGCGGAUCCUGAUUGGUGUUAUAGACACACGCUUAGAGAAACUGAGGCUCCUAAGGGCAAGUUGUAG